Molecule: messenger RNA, 651 nt
Organism: Histoplasma capsulatum G186AR
Lineage: Eukaryota; Fungi; Ascomycota; Eurotiomycetes; Onygenales; Ajellomycetaceae
Product: U4/U6-U5 snRNP complex subunit SNU23
Exons: 1
Coding region: 1-651 (216 amino acids)
Biological process (GO): mRNA splicing, via spliceosome
Cellular component (GO): spliceosomal complex; U4/U6 x U5 tri-snRNP complex
Source: RefSeq, a predicted model, not a curated record
AUGCCAGACCCUCCUAGGAAGGAAUCCGCAUACGGAACCCCUUCCUCAGACACCUCCUUCCGCAAAACGUGGGAUCGCGAAGAAUAUACCAAAAAGGCCGCUGCCGAAGAAGCCAGGAAGAAAGAAGAGUCCAAAGCUCGCUACGAUGCCAAACUAGCGGGGAAGAAAUAUCAUGCGCCCGUCGACUUCAGCGCUCUCGAAGCAACAAGCUCCCGAUCCGACCGACUAAAUGUCGCGUCAAUGGUCGGCAAGACCACUAUUAUUCCCGCAGGGUCCGCCAUAGGCAAAAGAGGGCGUGGAGCAGGCUUCUACUGCCCGGAAUGCAACCUGACCUACAAGGAUAAUAUACAAUUUGUUGAGCAUUUGAAUAGCAAGCAGCAUCUCAUUGCGACGGGCCAGAGUGGGGAGGUUGUGGUAGCUACUCUGGAGGACGUGCGGAAUAGGCUGAGGUGGCUGUCCCAUAAAAAGAGGAUGCAAGAGGAGGAGGACCGGAAAGCGGGCCAAUUAGACCUUGGGGAGAGGCUGAAGACGAGAGAGGAGGAGGAGGCCAGGGAAAGGGAGGAGCGGAGAAGGAAACGGAAUGAAAAGCGGAGGAAGGGGGGAGUUAAACAGGAGGAUAGUUGGGAGGGUAGACUUGGAAUUAUUUCGUAA